AUGCAGAGCCUCUGGUCGAGAACUCUGCGGGCAACCAAAUGCACCUGCCGCUGCCAACAAUGCCUCUCCUACUCGACCGCAGUCGCCCGCCGCUCCACCACCGCCUUCCGCAAACGCCUGUCGGCCAUCCCGAGCUCCACAAUCUUCUAUUCCGCCAUAUUCGCCUGUGCCGCCGUCGCCGACGGCCGCUCCAAGCAGCAGCGCAGACAGAAGUGGAACAAUGCCAUCCAAGGCGCCAAAAAUGGAUUGGGUCCCCACGAUGCAGAUCCACCGACGUCGGACGGGCGGGAGGGUGAGCCCACUGAAGAACAGCCCGACUUGCAGGAGCCCGAAUCGGACCCGGACUUCCUCGGGUCCGAGUACAUGGAUGCUGUGGACAUCGCGGAACUACUGAAGAAAGCGGUUGACCAUGUCGAGGACCCCCAGGCCGCAGAGGCUAUCAUGCGCGAGAAGCUAGAGGAGCUAGAAAACGCAGCGAGACAGGGCUCAAAAAAGACGGGAAGGCGCGGGCCUGGCUCGGAAGAGGACUACGCAACUUUUGGAGAAGUAGACGACUGGGCGGAUGCAAGAACACACACAAUGAUGGACUCGGGGCAGCCGGAAUGGCCCGAAAACACUGGCCCGUCCUUUGACCCCGACCACUUCCCUCCACAGUCAGUAUACGCCACGGACGAGCGGAAGAUGGAGGGGCUGGGGUACCGCUGGACACGCCGGAAGAUACAGACCAUGAACCUGUCCAUGGCCAAAUUGGUGUUGGCCAUGACUGACGAAGCACAGCUGGACCGCUAUCCACUGCGGAGAAAGUGGGAUAAUGUUCCCGAAUGCUGGCUGCCGCAUAACGUGUAUUUUAUCGCCAUGAAAAAGCCGGCGCAGAAGAAGAAGUAUUUCUUGAGCAUCGAGGAUUUCCUUCAGCGGACCAAAAUGCCGAAGCGAGACGAGGACGUCGUAGAAUACAAGCCCAUCUUUGGGAAAUACCCCUACUACGAGCAGGACCACGACGGCCAGUUCCACUACAAAUGCCACUCCAUGAACGAACGCAUCUUCGACACCUUCGAACAGUGCUUCCGCGGCGAAGUCACCGUACCCAGCCUGAUCGCGACCAUCUGUGAGGAGCUCCUCGUCUCGUCCGCCCCGCCCAACAUCACCACCUACAACGCACUGCUCCUGGGCUUCAACAAGCUAAAGCAGCGCAACCUCUCCCGCCUCGUCAUCGAAUCCCUCCACGAGGUCCACAUGCGGCCCGACGAAAUCACCUGCGCCGCCGCCCUGACCCACCACACCGCCACCAACGACGCCCACGGCUUCACGCGCUUCAUGCAGCUCAUGACGGGCAUGAGCACGACCAGCUACGCGCUGAUGCUCGCCCGCCCCACCCUCUCCCUGCACCACGCGUCGUCGCUGCAAAAGAUGCAGAACCGCGUCGUCGCCCACCCGCGCAGCCCGGGCCGGCUGAUCCAAAAGGUGCACCCGACGCCGCGCGUCAUGAACGCCGUGGUCGCCGGCCUGCUGCGCUUCUACGGGCUCGAGCGCGCGGUGGACGUGUGCGCCACGCUCGCCGCCGACGGCUGGGGCUUCGAGACGGCGGCCCUCACGCGCUUCCUGCACGCCUGCGCCGAGCGCCGCGACUGGCCCGCCGGCGUCGCCGUCUGGCAGCAGCUGCAGGAGCUGCGCGCGCGUCGCCGCGCCCAUCAGGACCGCCCGCUCGACCGCUCCGCGUACCUGCACAUGCUCGGCCUGUGCUGGCGCUGCGACCGCCCCGACGUGUUCGAGCAGGUGCUCGUCGAGGCGGACAGGUGCGGCGGGUAUCGCAAGGGCCCGCUGGAGAAGGACCUCGAGAAGAUGCGGAGGAGGGGGCUGGGCGUGUUCGACGCCGCGGACGAGCGGAGGGCGGAUUGGGAGUUGAGGGCGGAGAUGGUGGCCAAGAUCAGGCAGGAGGGCGUGUUGGUGGGGAGGUUGCGCGAGGAAUUGGCGGCUGCGAGGGCGGCGAGGGCGGCGAGGACGGCAAGGGGGGCGGGGGCGGCGAGGGCGGCGUGGUCUGCUGCUGGUGGUUCUAACGCUGCUUCUUCUCCCUCUUCUUCUUCUUCUUCUCCUCCUUCUUCUCCUUCUCCUCCUCCCCCUCCUCCCUCGCUCGAUGAUCCUGCUCCUUCUUUUCCUUUUUCUGUUACCCCCUCUUCUCCCAAUGAUCCGUCUUCCUCUUCUGCCUUUCCUCCCCCUAAUGCAGCUGCCAUAACUACCACUCCAGCCGAUACGGUCGUCGUCACCGACAACGAAGUCGUCAUCCCAAAGAUCGUCCACGGUUUCGCCGCACGGCCCGAGGGCGAAGUGGCAUGGCGGUCGCUGAAAAAGAGCGGUGAUGAGGGGAAGGGGACGAAAGAUGGCUGA
Molecule: messenger RNA, 2382 nt
Organism: Diplodia corticola
Lineage: Eukaryota; Fungi; Ascomycota; Dothideomycetes; Botryosphaeriales; Botryosphaeriaceae
Product: pentatricopeptide repeat domain-containing protein
Exons: 1
Coding region: 1-2382 (793 amino acids)
Source: RefSeq, a predicted model, not a curated record